This is a messenger RNA of Peronospora matthiolae, 594 nucleotides long. NCBI's taxonomy places the organism in Eukaryota, Oomycota, Peronosporomycetes, Peronosporales, Peronosporaceae. The record is from the annotation of a GenBank genome assembly.
AUGUGUAUCCUGUGCUCGAGCGAGCCUGUGGAAGGCGACGUACGCAAGAACAACCCUGGCGCGUUCCACGUGGGCAUGAUGAAGGCCCCGGGCGCCGACCCCCUGUGCUGUUUGAGCUCGUGUCUGUGUCCGUGCUGUGCACAGGUUGUGAUUCGUCGCAAGGCGCUCAACUACGACAUGAGCAACUAUACCUGCUGUCAGGGCUACAUGGACGGGAUCGUGCCUUGUGCGCGUUCUGGUCAGUGUGGCGAGUCAAGCUGCCCCAAUUUCUGCCUGUGUCUUGAGGCCUUUUGUUGCAACGGCUGUGCCGUGUCUGCUACACGGAUGCUGGUCAUGGACCGCUACAGUCUGCAGCCGGACAAGUGGGACAAUCGUAUCAUUCGAUGCAACAAUUGUAUCCAGUUGGUCAGCUGCGUCUGCAGUCUGUUGUCCAUCUGUAUCUCGGAGCUUGGCGAGCUCGCAAACAUCCUGCACUGCGUCGCGCAGUGCACGUACGCGACCACGCAAGGAUGUAUGACUGCGCAAGUGAAUGUGGAGCUUCGCGAGCGCGAGAAGGUUUUUGAGGUGGUGGACGAGACCAUGGACCGUGUCUGA